CUUUGAGUUUGAUGCUAGCGUUGCAAAUAAGAACAGAGAAAACUGGUCAUUGACGAGAAAUUGAAAUUAUGGAACAAGAUUGGAAGAAAGAACUUUGAUACUCUCGAUGACAGUUGUCGAUUCUUUGCCUUCUCGGCAUGAGCUUCCAGCACUUUCCAGAUGCAGCGAACCCUUUCUCGUCUGCGAGCAAUAUCAAACGCAGUCAAAUAGACUCGAAACAGAAUCAACCUCAACUUGCUACUCUCAGUGGGAGGAAUUUGGGCAACCCGAAUCCUGAGAACGUACCUCGAAUUAGUGGUACUAGUAAUGUGAUGUACCGCCGGUAUCGGGCUGACAAUGAUGAUGAUGCUGCUGUGAGUUCGUCUGCGAAUUUGCCGUCGAGCGGAAGGGAUCCUUUGUUUCCCAAUACAUCUGGAGCUCAUGGCUCUGCCUCAGCGAAUUAUUAUGGAAUUGGGUCGUCCUUUGGCAACUCGGCUGCUUCGUCGGCAACAACACCAUCCAGCAGCCAAUCGAUAGCAAGUGGAAGGGCACUUCCCGGUUUCAUUUCGUCAUCAUCUGCCUCUGCCCGUGGUGCAGCUUCUCAAAUGUCCAGCAUCACCAAUGAUUUGUCCCAUUUCUCAAUAUCAAGUAGUGGUGCCAACCCUCAGGCUGGUUCCAGUAGCCACAAUUCCAGUGUAUUGUCCAGCCUCCCUGGUGCUACAGCUACCGCAGAUAGGACGGACAGGACUGGCAAUUCCAUCUCCUCUGCAUUCUUGUCUGGAAAUCUCCCACAGCCUAGGCAGGUGGCAGGUUCAUCCAGAAUUGUGAGUGCUGGGCAAGCGCAGCGGGGAACCAGUUCUACGGCUGCAGGAUCUAUGAGGCAGCCAGCCCUUCCACGCAUGAAUUCGUUUCCUGCUACGUCGGUCACUGGCACCACCGGCCUGUCUAACAGCACACCGUAUUACGAGUCAACUGAUGCUGAGUUCCCAGUUCUGGGUCGUAACGGUCGACGUGGUAGUCAGAGCAACGUCGGCGUUGUCAACCCCUCGGGACAGUCCUCGUUUCCUGCGGCCACGUCUUCGGUCACGACUCCUUCCAACCAGCGACGACCUAUUUACGGCAUGUUGACCAAGUCCAGAGACAGCGAGUUUAUGAUGCACAAUGAUGACUUUCCUGCCUUGUCUACUGGAGGCAGUGUAUUCCAUCAGGGGGAGCGAAAUGUCCUUGCGGACGGAAAAGCAUUUUCGUUUUCAACAUCGCUGAGAAGCCUCUCCGACUCUGUGCCAUUGGUGAAUAAUGUCCCCGGUGACACAGGACGAGAAGGUGGUAAUGCCCGGUCACCUACUGCAGGGAUCAUAGGUCAGAAGGUGAAGCCAGCCGGUAUGCAAUCUCUCCGAUCUAGCUUGAGUACUAACGGACGGCUGUCACCCUCUCCACCUCCUCCCAGUGGUAUACAUAUCUCAGCGGAGGGCAUUGUUUCCAACAUUCCCGACGGCAUGGUCACUGAUCAGUUCGGCCUCAUUGGGCUCCUCUCGUUCAUCCGGGCGGCUGAGUCCGAGCCGAACUUAACAGCUCUAGCUCUUGGGUCGGACCUGACCAGCUUGGGACUAGGCGUGACGCAAAACGAGACUUUGCACUCCUCUUUCGCGUCACCAUUCUCCGACGGUCCCAGUCGGCCGCAGGACAUUGACUUUCCUGUUCCAACAGAGUAUGAAGUCAAGCAUCUCCUGGUGGAAAAGUUGGCCCCGAUCAAGCUGCAUCGCUACUGUGAGGAUCUACUGUUCUACCUCUACUACCACAGCUGUGGAGAUGUACUGCAGCUGGCCGCAUCUGCCGAGCUCUACCAGCGAGAUUGGCGUUUUCACAAGGAGGAGCGAGUGUGGCUCAAGAGAGUGCCGGGCAUGGAGCCGUCGGUCAAGACUCAGACAUACGAACGAGGCCGCUACCAGGUGUUUGAGGUCAGUGCUUGGCGCUCCAUGACGCGGGAAAUGCACAUCCAGUACGACGAGCUGGAAGACUGCCCACGUUUGCCGGGCGGCGUGCCGUAGUCCGGAGCUAGCUCGCUGACCCCACCAAGCGCAACACAUGUAAGUAGUAUAUGUAUAUAGUGUACAUUCAGGCGGGGGCAAGUGCCAGCUUGCAGGUGCCCGCUUGCAGGCCAGCUUGGUGCUUCUUGACGCUUCUUGACGCGGACGUGUUUCGCUGGUCCCUCUUCUUCUUUUCCCCUUCCUCGAUUCUAUCUGUGUGAGACAGUAGUAUAUAAUUAUAGAGAGAGAGAGAGAGCUUGACUGUGCGCCGUACUGAACGUUGGGUGGUGUCGAGUGCACCUAUCUUGUGUACAUCUCUUUCCCACUCCUCUCCUUGUUUUGUUUUCUUGUGGAGGUGGGUAAUUGUUUGUUUUUUUGUUGGUGUGGUGUUGUAGUUCCAUGCCCGUUAUAGAGAGUAAUGCGCUGCAUUAUUGAAAUGAAUACUCUGCUCGUUGAGCUUUUUCUUGCAUCCCCACCCCACAAACACACAUGCACUUUCCCUUGCAUCAUGUCGUGUACAUAGCUAGUCUAGUCCAUAGACGACGUGUGUAGGAGCAUCGCAGCUGGUUGCGUAAGACUAUUUCAUCAUACCGGUCAUGAUACCGUAGCCCUAGCAUUCCUCCAUGGUCCCAACUAAGUCAUAAUAGAGCAUUACAUUGCCAGCAUACUUACCUACUCUCACACCAUCAUACAUCAUACACACAUACAACAUACAUCAUACACGCGUACAUACAUACGUACGUACAUACAUACAUACAUACACCUACCGGCUACUGAGUACUGUCUACUACGUACAAUACAAUACAUACAUGGGGCAUACAUUCCGACGCUCCAUAGCAGGCAGUAUAACUUUGACACGCUGCUUGGCCUGUCUCCAACUGCCCAACGAUGACAUCAUAGUAACCAUGAUCAUGUAUAGCACACUUGCACAUACACCCACACACAUACUUUUAGCCCAUCUAUCCAUCCACCCAUCUACAUUAAUAUUUUGUUUGUAGAUCUUUACUUGGCCCGCUUGUUUAGCUGUUCUGUCAUCGACAGAAGAGAUGCUGUAAAAACAUGUCAUAUACUGCAUGAAAACCAUGCUUGCCUGAUGUCCUUUUCGGCUCUUUGUACAUCCACUACUCGUCUGGGCAAUGCCAUGCUUUUAUCCAGCUAGUCCCAAUCUCAUCAUAGAACUGUAUUGGCAAUGUUGGCUGCUGCAGUUGCCUCCUGGCUGCUGGUCUUGUACCAUAUGUUCCCCAAUCACUGCAUGUCCAUGUAAGGCGUCAAGUUGGCGAUACUUCACGCAUAAAUAGUUCCUAUGCUUUUUUGUCUCUUCUUUCUAUACUUGUUUUCUUAUCACGCUGCUGCCGUAGUUCCAUGUCUUUUCUCUUUUUUUCUUUUUUUUUGAACAAAAGUGAUUAUUGUACAACCCGUUCCUUUACCCCAGAGAAAGAAUAUUUCAUUUGAAUAUUUCAUCUGAAUACUUUCAUGUUGUUCUUCCCUCAAUUGUUAUUCCUCCCCUCUGUCUUGAAACUUUAUUUGGUGUUGAUUUGAUCUGACAUAGUACUCUCCUCAUAUAUUUUUUUCCUUGGCCAAGGGAGUGGAUGUGUGGUGGUUUCUA
Sycon ciliatum is the source of this 3612-nucleotide messenger RNA. RefSeq names its product CCR4-NOT transcription complex subunit 2-like. The record is from RefSeq and is a predicted model, not a curated record. Bases 138 to 2027 code for a protein of 629 amino acids. Gene Ontology annotation, cellular component: CCR4-NOT core complex; P-body. Gene Ontology annotation, biological process: regulation of stem cell population maintenance; regulation of DNA-templated transcription; nuclear-transcribed mRNA poly(A) tail shortening. Lineage: Eukaryota; Metazoa; Porifera; Calcarea; Leucosolenida; Sycettidae. The transcript has 2 exons.